AUCUCCUCUGAGCAGAUGGAUUCGAAGUCGAGUGCAGCAGAACAGAGGCGCGUUAGUGGUGCGUUGCUCACGCUGACGUGGCUCCGCGAGCGAGAUUAUUCAACAACGCGUGGCUUACAAAGUGGGGAUACCCCGAGACGGAGGCAAUGUUGGAAUACUCUUAAUCUACAAAGCAAUAUUGGACGUGACGGUGAACGUAUAAUUAAAUGUUAAGGAUGACUGGCACCACAGGAAGUAACUUCCGAGCUGGAUUGACUUCAAAAGGAUGCCCUGCGGUUUAAGCUUAGCCGUCUUCCUCGUCUGGGCCGCGUUCCACCAACACACCGCCGGUCAACCCUGCCUGUGCUCAGGCCUCCGGCCUGCAGGUCUGCAGGUCAACUGCAGCUCUUUAAACCUCGCUGACCUCCCUCACCUGCCGCCGGACACCACGGAGCUCCACGUGCGGGACAACCGGCUCACGUCGGUGUCUCCGGGCCUCUUCGACCGACUGGUGGUCCUGAAGAAGGUCUCGCUGUCCGGGAAUCCGUUCCACUGCGACUGCGGGAUCCAAUACCUGAGGAACUGGCUGCUGAAGAACAAGGCCCUCGUCACCACGGAGCCCACCUGCGCCAGUCCGGGCUCCGUGGCCCGGAGGGCCGUCGCCGACCUCGGCGACGGCCACUUCGCCUCCUGUGCGCUGGCGGGCUGCGCUGGCGGGACGUACAGCACUGUGGUGGGGGGGAUGGUGUGCUGCCUGGUUGUUCUGCUCCUGUGGAGCUUGAGACUAGCCAAGAGAACUACGUUCACGCUGGAGAUACACGAGAGACAUUCGGGCUUCGAGGCCGACUCCCUGCGCUCGCUGCCCAGGCACCGGAGGAGGCUGCGCACGGAGCACACAGAGGUCACCAUGGAGUCUGCAGAGGGCUUAGAAGAGCAGCUUGUCCACGUGGAGUUACUGCCACAAGUGCUGGACGCGCACAAGAAGCACAAUAUAAAGAUAAAGGCAAACUAAGCGACCUGCUGCAGUGGAAUUACAACAACACUACAGGUGGAAAAGUACAUCAAGUAAUAAAGUUCAUCGGCUAAAGUCAUGUUAGCUUAUGUUAGCUCAUGUUAGCUUAUGUUAAUCUGUGAAAUGUAAUUCAUUUCAUUCAUUUAAUGUAACAUACAGAUACAUUGACAUUAGAAAAUAUAAGAGGCUAUGCAAGGUGUUGGUACGAUAUCCAAACAAUAAUAUUUAACUGGACUGGCUAAAAACUCAAUUCAAGACAUUUUAAAAUCCUCACAAAGUUGAAGUGGCUGUUUUGACAUUUAAUAUUCAUACUGAUACAUUAAUGUAAUUUAAUUGGACAAAAAUAUUUAAAAUAUCCAGAUUAAAAAAAUGUUCCUAUUGAAUAUUCUCAUUCAAAGGUUUUUUGAUCCAGAAUUUCCAUUCUGUAGGAAGUAGGAAUUUUACUUUAAUUAUUGUUAUAGUUAUGCAAAACAUUAAACAAAACUUCAGUAAAACCAAAAAUCAACUAAUAACGUAUUCCCCUCAUAUUUAAGGGGCAUUUGUUUAACUUUAAAUGACACAGGUAACAUAUGUCGUAUGACCAUAUCAAACAUACAAUAAUAUGUCGAUAUUUUUA
Messenger RNA from Gasterosteus aculeatus aculeatus (three-spined stickleback), 1607 nucleotides. RefSeq names its product glycoprotein IX platelet (gene gp9). Lineage: Eukaryota; Metazoa; Chordata; Actinopteri; Perciformes; Gasterosteidae. The record is from RefSeq and is a predicted model, not a curated record.